CUGUCAGGAGAAGCAGAUGAUUCAACUCCCGCUAAGAAAAAGAAAAAAAAAGAUGGCCUUACGACGCCCUCAAAGGGUCGGGGAAGCAGUGAUGCAAAGUCCCAGGACAAUACUGCACCUGCCUUCGACCGGAUUCCACUUCCCCAGUUGAGCGAGGCUUAUCUGGAAGUUCGGCAAGCUAUGAACCGAGAACUUUCAAGCAUAUUUAAGCCACUGACGAAAAGCUCAUCCGAUGCUUCGGACCAAACUUCAGUUGGCACCGAACUAUCAACGUCUUUGCAUUCUAAAACCAGUGUCGUUCUCUACACUGUCUGCAACGCACAGACAGGUGAAUCUAUGCUAGCCCUUAGGCGGGGAGGUAUGGCAUGUGCAGCAUUCUCCGAUGAUGCUUCCAUUAUGGCGGCAGGCCUGGGGUCUGGAAGAAUACGGAUCUGGUCUCUGGGUCCCUCGUCUUUACUCACUAUGUUACCUCCGGAUCAACUUGCUAUGCUAGACAAAGAUGAUCAGAAUAUCAAAGCAAAGAUGCUCUAUGAUGAAGAUGAGUGA
Molecule: messenger RNA, 546 nt
Organism: Protopolystoma xenopodis
Lineage: Eukaryota; Metazoa; Platyhelminthes; Monogenea; Polystomatidea; Polystomatidae
Source: the annotation of a GenBank genome assembly